Paraglomus brasilianum is the source of this 270-nucleotide messenger RNA. The record is from the annotation of a GenBank genome assembly. NCBI's taxonomy places the organism in Eukaryota, Fungi, Glomeromycota, Glomeromycetes, Paraglomerales, Paraglomeraceae.
AUGUGUAAGCAUCUGGGCGAGAGAGAAUAUGUCUUUGCUAUGAUGUCAGAACCUCACUCUACGUUUUAUAUAUUUCAGCAUGCUGCACUCGCUGCGACUCCGUCUCCGAGUUCUCCUACGAUUAACCUAUCGCUAAGUCCCACGAGCAGCAGCACGAACAGCCCAUCCCCAACGCAAAGCCCUAGUAGUGCACAGUCAUUGACAAAAGAACCGAUUCUUGUCAAUUUGGCGCAUGCGAUUGUCGUGGCGGCAUUCGCAGUCCUUGGGUAA